Molecule: messenger RNA, 951 nt
Organism: Amyelois transitella
Lineage: Eukaryota; Metazoa; Arthropoda; Insecta; Lepidoptera; Pyralidae
Product: piggyBac transposable element-derived protein 4-like
Exons: 2
Coding region: 22-951 (309 amino acids)
Source: RefSeq, a predicted model, not a curated record
CGCUUCGCUCGGAUUUUCACCAUGUCACGAAAUAGAAUACCACUAGAAGAUAAUCAAAUAUCGGCUUUUAUAAAUGAAGAGUUGCAAUUAGAGGAUUUCGAGGAUGAUUCUGCGAGCGAGACCGAAGACUACGUGGAGGAAGACCAUGUUCAGGAAGACGAAAACUACGAGCUUUCGGAUUCUGAAGAUCUCCAAAUGGAAGAGCAAGUAAUUCCACCUGACCCUUCAUCAAUUGCCUCUGAAAGGCCUCCGUCUUCGCGAAUUAUAGAGCUGUCACAAGCCAGCAUUAGAGGUAAAAACCGUCAUACCUGGGCCACUUCUAAAGGACAAAGUUCCGCAAGAACAUCGAUAAGAAAUAUAGUUCGUACAUCGAGAGGACCUAGUCGAUCUUGCAGAGGACUGACAGGUGAGCUGCAUUGCUUUGAAAAAUUUUUUACUGACGAACUUUUUGAGGAAAUUGUAAAAUGGACUAAUGUGGAGAUCAAUGUAAAGAGAUCAAGUUAUGAAAGUAUUACAGCUACACAAAAAGAUACGAAUGUUUUAGAAAUAAAGGCACUAGUCGGUACCCUCAUUCUAUCAGCAGCUCUUAAGGAUAACCAUUUGACUACCGAGGAGAUAUUUAGUAAAAUAUUCUGUGGUAUUGGGUAUGUCGCCGCCCUGAGUCGAGAACGGUUUGAUUUUCUUGUGAGAUGUUUACGUUUUGAUGAUAGAAAUCUUCGCCUACAACUAUCACAAACUGAUCCGUUUACGCCAAUUAGAGCCAUAUGGAAUAUUUUGAUAGCACAAUGUCGUAGUAACUAUAUUCCUGGAACAAAUGUCACGAUAGAUGAACAGUUACUUGGUUUUCGAGGCAGAUGCAAAUUCCGUAUGUACAUACCCAACAAGCCAGCAAAAUAUGGUAUUAAAAUUGAAAUGAUGUGUGAUAGUGGAACAUAUUAUACAUAUGAUUGA